AUGAAAGUUCUCCUUCUAAUCACUGCCAUCUUCGCAGUAACUGUAGGUUUCCCGGUCUCUCAAGACCAGGAACGAGAGAAACGAAGUGUCAGUGAGAGCAAUGAAUCACCUUCACAAUUUUAUGUGCCCCCUGAAUCACCUGCACAGUUUUAUGUGCCCCCCUUCCAAAAUCCAUUUGGCCCAUAUUCACCAUUCCUAUUUCAAGGAUAUCCAUGGUUUAGAUAUUAUUUUCCUUUUCCAAUACCUUUGUCGGCCUCUUCAACUACCCCUCUUAAUGGAUAG
Molecule: messenger RNA, 282 nt
Organism: Diceros bicornis minor
Lineage: Eukaryota; Metazoa; Chordata; Mammalia; Perissodactyla; Rhinocerotidae
Gene: FDCSP
Product: follicular dendritic cell secreted protein
Exons: 3
Coding region: 1-282 (93 amino acids)
Source: RefSeq, a predicted model, not a curated record